This is a messenger RNA of Alnus glutinosa, 748 nucleotides long. RefSeq names its product small ribosomal subunit protein mS79 (rPPR3b)-like. Lineage: Eukaryota; Viridiplantae; Streptophyta; Magnoliopsida; Fagales; Betulaceae. Gene Ontology annotation, molecular function: protein binding. The record is from RefSeq and is a predicted model, not a curated record. The coding region runs from base 183 to 575 and encodes 130 amino acids. Gene Ontology annotation, cellular component: chloroplast. The transcript has a single exon.
AGGGUUUGGAGCCAGAUUUGUUUACAUUCAAUACCCUUUUGAAUGGGUUAUAUGGGAAGGGUCGGUUCUCAGAUGGUAAAAAGAUAUGGGAGCUAAUGUAGAAGAAGAAUGUUGUCCCUGACAUUAGGAGUUACAAUGCAAAGUUGCUUGGAUUGGCGUUGGACAAGAAAACCAAAGAGGCGAUGGAGUUAGUUGAAGAAAUGAAGACUAGGGCAGUCAAACCAAAUGCGUUUAGUUUCAAUGCUCUGAUCAAAGGAUAUGUUAUGGAGGGGAACUUGGAAGAAGCGAAGUGGUGGUACGAUAAAAUAGGCGAGGGCGAGAGUGCCCCAGCCCCUGGUAAAAAGACUUUCGAGAUUGUUGUUCCCUUCGUUUGUGAGAAGGGUGAGCUAGAGCUAGCCUUUGAGCUGUGCAAGGAAAUUUUCAAGAGGAAGUUCCUUGUUGAUGUUUCGUUAUUGCAGCUUGUGGUAAAUACACUGGUUAAGGAGUCUAAAAAGGAGGAAGCAAAGAAGCUUGUGCAGCUUGGGAAGAGACAUAGUUAUUGCCGUUAUGACCUGAAAUUGCCUUCCUGUGAGUAGUGCUAUGGUUUUCCGAUCCUUUUUUCGUUGCAAGGACCUUCGGUGGAGCCGGGGAAGGUCGAAUAAUUAUUUUCGUUGCACUUUUGUGCUUAGUUAAUCCUAUUGAAAUCUGUUAUCAGUUCUCUUUUGGAAAACUACAUUUAUCCUUUCUAACUUCUACCCAAUCUACAAUG